Molecule: messenger RNA, 5864 nt
Organism: Frankliniella occidentalis (western flower thrips)
Lineage: Eukaryota; Metazoa; Arthropoda; Insecta; Thysanoptera; Thripidae
Product: fl(2)d-associated complex component
Exons: 17
Coding region: 267-4481 (1404 amino acids)
Cellular component (GO): RNA N6-methyladenosine methyltransferase complex
Molecular function (GO): metal ion binding
Source: RefSeq, a predicted model, not a curated record
ACAUAACUUGAAAAUGGCCACAAACACUUCAGCAACUGAUAUAUUCCUAUUUUAACUGGGCAAAUGUUACCGUUUGUUUCAUAUUAUGAGUGAAAUUUCUAAGCCGUGCAAUAGUGUCUCCUUUCCUGUUGAUGGAAGUAUGCUUCACCCUUGUGUACUGCAAGACUUUGAAGUGAAGUGGCACUUACAUCGCUGUGUGUGUAGAAACUGUGUCCGCUGCCAUGGUUUGACGAUCCCAUUUAGGAUUUCCACGAAUUUUUGAUACAAUGUCAAAGCAGCAGACGAGACGUAAAAUUUCUCUAGACUCGCCCUUAAAGCAAGUGCAUAGCAAUCCGAUCAAAGACUCUCCACGUCGUCCAAGUGUCUUCGAGAGGUUAGGAACUAAAGCCAUCUCUUCGAAUCCCAGCCAAUGCCCAGCAAAUGUGAAGCCAACGGAUAGCUUCUGCAGGCAAUGGGAACAGAAUGGAACGUGCCAAUAUGGAAAAAACUGCAAGUAUGUCAGCACUCACGCAUUGAUCAGUCCCUCAAAACGAGCCGCUAUUAAGGAUGCCAGCUCAAAGAUCAACAAUAAGAGUUGUAGUAGUUCAUCUACCUCUGGUAGUUCAAGCACUGGCAGCGAUUCUACAUCAAGUGAAGAAACCAGCAGCACUGGAAGUUCUGAAUCUGUGGAAUCAAGCAGGCACCACCGUCACAAGGCAAAGCAUUUAAGUACAAGAAAAGUGAAGAGGUACUCCAGCUCUUCUGAUAAAGAGCACAUCAAAAGAAAUAACAUAAGAACUGGAAAAGGGAUCAGUCCAAGCAAGAAGAGUGCACACUGCUCAUCAGUAGCUAAUGUAAGCAAUCUACAUAGAGAGAUGAAGCACUCAAAGAAAAGGCGGUCACGUGACCGAUCUGAUGGCCAUAGCUCUCCAAGAAAAGGUGGUCCAGGUACAACAUCAGGCUCCAAAAAAUCCUUAAGCCCGCCAGUAUUUAGUAGUAAUGCCAAUAUUCAUAAAAGAAGAUCUCAGUCACCUCUUUUGAAAGGUGGUAAACAGACUGUGUCAACUUCUAAACUUGGCCUUGGUGGGCGCAAUGCUGUAAGUCAACAUAAUGCUAGAUCUCCACCGGGAGGCCUUAAAGAUAAGCACAACAGAAGUGUAUCACCCCGUUCCAGAGAGAGAGAGAGAAACCGUGAGAAAGAGGAAAAGGAAAGAGAAAGAGAUGCUGACAGAGAAAGAGAGAGGGAGAAGGAAAGGGAGAAGGAUAGAGAAAAAGACAGAGACCGGGACAAGAGACAGAGAGAAAAAGAAAGGGAACCAGAAAAGCUGCGGGAACGAGAGAAAGAAAGAGACAAAGACAGGAACAGAAGCAGAUCCCCCAAACUAAAAUUAAAAGAUGGUACUUCUCGUUCUCCACGCAAAGAAAUUAAGCGAAAGGAAUCCCCAGACCACCAUAGCAAGUCUAAUCGACUGUCUGGUGGCAGUCAGAAAGGUAGAGACGACAACCUAAGUUCGAAGCAUAAGGUGUCCCCCAGUGAUAAUUGGCAUAGAGAAAAUAGGAAAGAUGACAAAGAAGAAGAACGGAAGAGAGUAGACGAUAGACGUCACAAAGAAGAUCUACGCAAAGAUGUUCGCCCUCUUGAAGAUAAAGAUCACAUGCGUGAUCGUGAAAGAGAAAGGAUGCAUGACAGAGAAAGAGAGAAAGACAAAUCCAAGACACAACAAGGGAUUCCUUCUCUACUCACCCUCAAUUUGCAGCACAAUCCAAAUGACUUUUCUCCUCAUGUUGGUGGUGGAGUUAAAGAACGUGGAGCAGAGAGAAACAGAAGUUUAGAAAGGACUGGUCACAUAAGAAAUCUUAGUAUUGACCGAGGCAGGGAGCGUAGUUUAGAUCGAAUGUCUGAAAGAAGUCGCGGAAGUGAGCGUGACCGGAGAUGCCGUAAUAACAAUGGGGGUCUUGAAAAGGGAUUAGAUCAUAGUGGCCUAGAGAAGGAGCUUGCUAAAGCACUUGCUCGAAAUCGUGAGCAGGAACGGACAUUUGAAAGAAAUGAAAGACUUCAAGAGAGAGUUUUAGAUAGAGGACUAGACAGAAAUCCAGAGAGAGGUCUGGAAAGAAGCCUUGAUAGAGGCUUGGAUCGUGGGCUGGAACGAGGCCUUGAGAGGGGCCUUGACAGAGGUCUUGAAAGAGGCCUUGACAGAGGUCAUGAAAGUCGUCUGGACAGGAGUCAUGAGAGAGGAAUUGACAGAUGCCUUGACCGGGGUCUAAAAGGUGAUAGAGGUCUAGAUCGUGGUUCUCCUAGAGUUAUGGACCGUGAAAACGAGAGGAGCCUAGAAAGAGGUUUAGACCGUGACCCAGUGCAUGGACGGCUUGAACGAGGCGUAGAGCGAAGCCUUGAGAGGCCAGCAUUAGAAAGAGGUUCUCCUCGUCUCGAUCGCGACCAUAGGUUCAGUGAGAGGUCACCUGGCGAUCGUUUGUUUGGGGCAGGACACAUGGAUCACAAUAGAGAGCAAGAUGAAAAAAGCUUUGACAACUCUUUUGAAGGCAGACGAGAAAGGGGAAGAUUUUCAGACCAAGCACGGUAUGAUAAGGGUGCACCAUCCAAUGAUGAUCGUCGUUUGGGACCUCCUGACAUGGCUGUAUUCAGUGAAGAAAGAAGACGGGGAAGAGAUGGUGGACGGCAAGAGGUCAGAGGUGGACAGUGGGAAGCACGUAAUGACCGAAAGCGUGAUCACAACCAUGAACGAGAUCAUGGUAGAGAAAGAGAUCAUGGUCCCCGCGGUUAUGAUGGAGGCCCUAGGCCCUCAGGACCUAACAAUCCAGGAAAGCGCAAUGAUUGGGAGUGGGAAGGCCGUGGCAGGCGAUCUGGUAAGGAUUGGGAUGGACCUCACAGAAAUGAUAAUGCUCCACUUGAUAAGGAGUGGAAUCGGUUUCCACCUAACCAGGGUGAUUGGUCUGGAGACAGACGAUCUGGUGGAUGGAAUGAUGAAUGGCGUCAGCCUGCAAAUCAAGCCACCAAUCCUGUUGUUCAGCCAUUGCUCAAUCGUCCUCCUGGGCGCAUGCUUCCUUUGAGAGAUGACUCUCAAAACAGCACUGCUCUUAAACCUGAAGAACACAUUCUUGAUGAGAAUUCCAAAGCAAAAGAUCAGAGUGGGCCAGCACAUGAAGCCAAAAAUGAAGUCAAAAUUGAUGGUGCGGGUGAGAAUGCUACAGUGUGUGAAAACUCUAACAAUCUUCCUUCAAAUCAUAAGAGAGUUCGUGAAGUUGCUGAUGGUGAAGAAACAUCAGCAGAAAAUAAAAGACUGCUGUUAGAAAAAGAUUCUGCUCUUGAAGAAGUUCUUAGUGAUAUUAGUGAUGAUGCUGAUGAAAUUUUGAACAGGGAGGAUAGUGAAUUAAACCACACUAAUCAUGGAGAAACGAUUGGUGUUUUAGAAAAGGAAACUCCGCAAGGAAAUAUACAGUCUUCAUUGCCUCCCCAGUCAGGCCCUCAUGGGCAUGGAAGUGGAAGCCAUAGAAGAACCGUUGAUGGUGCAGAAGGUGUUGGAAAUCUUGGUUUUGAAGAAAUAUCUGAUGGUGAGCUUGAGGAGGAAGCUAGAGCAAGAGGAAUUAGUGAUGCACUUGGUGUUGACUGGGCAAGCUUAGUUGCUGAAACGCGACCAAGAGCCAAAAUUGAUAAAGCUGGAAGCACUCGCCAGCGUUGGGAAGGAGUCAGAUUAUUGACAUAUAUUGGGGUGUCUGUAGAAUAUGCUGGUCCGAAAUUGGUUAAAUACCUAUUGAAAUCUGCAUUUAAUCCACCAUCAGACCCCAGCAUCAUGUCCACAGAAUCUACAUUAAUCAAAACUAUAAAUUUAGAAACAAGUAGAGACUCUAAUAAACACUCAAAGGAAAAUGAACCCUCUGGCAGUGAAAAUCCAAGUUGUCAAGUUACAGGAAAGAGUAUGGAGACUUCAGAGCCUACAAAAAAAAGUGACGAUGAUGUUAAUGAAAGUAGGAAUAAAAGUGAGAUUUAUGAUAGGCAAAUUGAUACCAAUGAUACAAUCAAGAUAGAAAGCAGCACUAUAUUGGAAAGUGGAUUCAAGUCUGGAACAGAAUCAAUUUCAUUGCAAGCUAGAAAAUCAGAUCCUUCAGCUGAAUCCAAAGGCAAAACAGCAGAUAAUGUGAAAGAGGGAAAAGUUGAAGAUUCCAAAGUUAUUAACAAUGUUAAGCAAGAAAAUAGUGUUGGUGAAAGGACAGGGGAAACGGACCAGAUUCUAGGCAAUCUAUUCUGUGAGAAACUUUUACAUCCAGUUGCUGGAAUUCAUACUGCACUCCUUGAGCGAAGAGCUCGUCGGCAGGCUCUUUUCAAUUGUUCUGGGCCUUACAAGCGGGCACUUUCUGCUCGUAGAGAUUUAUCUAUAAGGCGCCAGCUUUGCAGCUUACCAAUGAGGGAAACAACUUGUGAUAAUGGUCCAGCUGUUGAUGAACUGUAUCGUCUUAGUUUGCAAAUGCUGGAGCGGGCCUCCUAAUCACAAUUAUUUAUUUUCAUUGAAAUGUUAACCCUUAUUAAUGGAGAACCCUUGUCAGUAUCAUCUGAAGUCUGACAUUCAAUUUUAUGUGAUUAAUAUGUUUGUUAAUACAGCUUAGCUGUGAUUUCAUUUUUCUAUCUUGUUUGGUAUUGUCAUUUGAAUAUAAUGUUUGUUCUAAAGGUUGUCUUACAUUCAUUUUGCAUCUAGCACAACUAUUUUCUCUUCUGGUCUAUUUGUGUUUGCAAUAUACCUUUACUUUAUUUAUUUCUUAUCACAUUCAGAUCAAUCCAUUCAUUGUCUGCGUUUUUUCUUUCUAUCUUUCUUUUUUUUUCUUUUCUUUUAAUAUGCUAGUUGAUUUUUUACAUCGAAGUCUGUAUGUUAAACCUUGCUAGAUUUAAGACCUAUGUGUAGUUCAGCCCCCUCUCUCCCUCUUUUGGGGAUUUUUUUUUUGUGUAUAUUCCAAAUACAUAAACUGCAAUUGAUAUUGUCAGGCUGGUUCCAUAAUUAAAACUGAUCUGUUGUUUCUUUUUUUGGUCAGAUUUCUAUUUACAUAUCUAUCUUUUGAUUCUCCUGUCACUGAUACUGCUUGUUAAGCCUAGUCAUUAAUCAAACUCCACACACAUUAGCAGUGGAAACCAGUGCACAUUGUAUUUGUUUUUAAUUACUACAAAAGCAACUUGGACUUGUUCUGGAGGGGUUCCCUUUUCAUCAGUCUUGCUUUAAUUGACACAUAUGGAGUUUCUAUUUUGUCAAUGUGAUGCAACAGCCUUUUGGUUUCAUGCUUAUUGGGACUAUUAUAUUUUCAUAUUUGUUAUGCAUUUUGAAAGACUAGAUAGAUACAUAAUUUUGAGCUUUGACUAUGCUAAGAGAUUGUUCUACAUUAAAGAUGCUCAAAGGGUACUUAGGAAGUAUGACAGAACAUUGCAAUUGGUAAGAAAUCAGAAGGGCCUUAUUUUAUUUUUACAAUGAAUUUUUCUUUUGUUUUACUGCUUUACACUAGAAUCAAGAUGUCUUCAUAUUUUAAUAUCCAUCCUGCUGAAUACUAUUCAUUCAUUGCUAGCUCACUGACUUGCAUGAUUGUAUGAUGAGCCAUGGUCACAAAUUAAAUUACCUGUAUAGGUGUAGUUUUGUUUUGCAAUGUUAUCCUUCAAAAUCCUCUUCUUUUGUUUCACUGACUUGUAUGAACAAACAUUUUCUGUCUAUGUAAUUAAUUGGAUCACAUUCUGUGAUCUGGUCAGGUAAUGUUAAAUAAUCAUUUGUUUGUGUAUAUAUUAUUGUACAUAUGUAAAGUCUAUCCCAACUGCCACUUAAUGGGACUAUCUUAUUUACCAAUUUGUAAGUUAUGUGUUGUCUGUCAAAUAUAAAUUUAUUUUGUUUGUAAAA